Molecule: messenger RNA, 4152 nt
Organism: Emys orbicularis (European pond turtle)
Lineage: Eukaryota; Metazoa; Chordata; Testudines; Emydidae
Product: neurabin-1-like
Exons: 18
Coding region: 1-4152 (1383 amino acids)
Biological process (GO): neuron projection development; actin filament organization; calcium-mediated signaling
Cellular component (GO): dendrite; cytoplasm; postsynaptic density
Molecular function (GO): actin filament binding
Source: RefSeq, a predicted model, not a curated record
AUGAUGAAAACUGAAGGCAAAGGGGAAAGGACUCUGAGAAGCGCUUCUCCACACAGAAAUACUUAUAAAUCCGAUUUCCAUGCCAUCAAAUGCUCCUUCGAUGGGGUAAACAUCCCUGAAAAUGCUUCCAACAAAGUGGGCCCCCAGCAGAAGCUGAACACCACCUCCAGUGGAGGGGGGAAUGACCCACGUAGCCGAGGCAGAGCUGCCACCUAUGGCAACAGAGUACACAAGAUCAAAAACAUGUUCCUGCAGAUGGGGGGCUCCUCUGCCACACCACCGUGUGAAAGCAGCUCCCCCACUGAGGCCAAGAUAAUCAGUAAGGCAGUACCAACUGAUCUUGUACCUUCUCCCAGCAGUCCAUCUUUCCACGGUGUCCAAAAAAAUAACCUCCUUAAUACCAGCCCCUGCUGCAGCCCCCUGGACUCACUGCCUGUGUCUUCCAUGGGUGACAAAAUCAUCCGCAGCAAAGAUGAAGGUGAUUUGGAUAAAGCUGCCUUGGCAGAAAAGUUUUCUGAGACCAGGAAACUUUUCGAGAGGAACAUAAAGCAGCGGAGCUCAGUGGACAGAUAUUCUCCCAGCAAAUGUGAAAGAAGUGAAGAUAAGACGAGACAUGGUUCAGCCUCUCCUGACUGCAGCAGUGUGGUGGAUCAUUUUAAUUUCAAUAUAGAUGUGAUCCCUCAUAUGGCCCUGGAAAGAGCUGAAAGUCAAGGCAAUGAUGAGCACAGGCAGCAGCAUCUCAGUGGUGGCCCGAGAUCCUCCUCUUUGAAUGCAGGACCAAUUUCUAGGCGGCUGGAAAGUUUUCUUGGUGACAGUGACACUGAAGAAUCCAAAGAAAUUUCCAAAAGUGAGGGCACCCCAAGUCAAGGGUAUAUGCUCCCCUGUAGCUGGAAGUCACCUGCUGCUAUUGAAGGAUGCACGGAGGAGAGUCCAUGCCCCAAAGAGCCUGUUUGUCUCAGUAGCAGCAGCAGGGAUGAGCUGAGUCAGUCGCCUGAAGAAGUGCAUACAAGGGAGCAAGUGGCUCCUGGGAGGGGCCAGCAGGAUGUGAACAACACAUCUGAUAAGGAGGCCAAGUGGUUAGGGGACAGUGCCCCCCCACAGAUCUCCCAGGUAGAGAUGGUUCGGGCUGAACUGGUUGCGGUGCAAAAAGAAACCUCAGGGAAUAAAGAAGAUACCUUGAGGAAAGAUAGUGUCUUUCAUGGGGAACAACCACUCAGGCACCAAACUGGGGAAGAGAACAAUCAUUCAUUUGGAGGACUGGAAGAGGUAACAGUAUGCAGUGAGCCCAGUCAGAAAGAAAUAAGAGAGGGAGUGUCUCUGAAGGAGGUUCUUAUCACACGGGUACCGGACAAUCUAGAACAGGAGGGAGACACUGAAGAGGAGGAGGAGGAGCAUGUGGUGGAAAAUCAGAGAGAGAAGUUUAUUGCAUUUUCUGUCAGUGCUUUUGGAAUAGAGAAUGCAGGUUUUGAUGACGACCGGGAUACAGAGUCUGAAAACCAGGGCCCUGAAGGUAAAGAAACAUUGGAGGGGGAAGAGGAGUAUACCUAUGACAGUGAUUAUGAGGAGUUUCCUGGGCUAUCUGAAGAGGAAGAUCCUGAGCCGGACAGAAGAGUCAAGUUUUCAACUGCCCCUAUCAAGGUUUUCAGUACUUACUCAAAUGAAGUUUAUGAUAGACGUAAUGAAGAGGUUGACCCUGUGGCAGCAUCAGCAGAGUAUGAACUAGAGAAGAGGGUGGAAAAAAUGGAAGUGUUUCCUGUGGAAAUUGAAAAAGGUGACAGUGGCCUAGGCAUUAGUAUUAUUGGAAUGGGUGUUGGUGCAGAUCAGGGACUGGAAAAACUGGGAAUUUUUGUAAAAACAAUAACUGAAGGUGGAGCUGCUCAAAGAGAUGGACGAAUCCAAGUAAAUGAUCAGAUUGUUGAGGUUGAUGGUAUAAGUUUAGUAGGAGUAACUCAGCUUUUUGCAGCCACUGUGCUAAAAAACACCAAAGGCAGUGUGAGGUUUCUAAUUGGAAGAGAGAAACCUGGGACUCAGAGUGAAGUAGCUCGUCUUAUCAGUGAGACGUUAGAGCAAGAGAGAUGCCUAUAUGAGCAGCACUAUGCCCAUGAUGAUACAGAACAGGAUGAUGAUUAUGAUGAUGAUGAUGAUGAUGCUUUUGAGUCACAUUUACAUGGAAAGUCUGUGGAAGUCUUUUAUCUUCCUGAAAAUGAAAAUGAAGAUAUGAAUUUGCCACUGGAUAUGGAUUCAGCACAGUUUCUUCUUAAAUUUAAAGAGCUACAAUUAAAGCAUGCAGUAACAACAGCUGAAGUUAACCAACUAAAAGAGAGAUUAAAAACUACUGAAGCUGAAAAAGUUGAAUGGGAGUCAAGUAAAUCCCAGCUUCAGCAAACUUUAGAAGAGAGCAAAGAGAAAAUUAAGAAGUUGGAGACCUAUUGGUUAGAGGCACAAAGUUUAUGCAAGACUGUAAAUGAACAUCUUAAAGAAACCCAGGAACAGUAUGAUGCCCUGGAGAAGAAAUACAACAAGGCCAAGAAAUUACUUAAAGAUUAUCAACAGAAAGAAAUAGAAUUUAUGAAAAAAGAAGAGGAUCAUACAAGGAUUCUUGACGAGAGAGACAAGAAACAUGCAGCGCAACUGAACAUAUUCCAAGAGGAGAUUUCAGAGCUUCAGAACAAAUUAAAAAUAUAUGAGCGAAUACCUUGUAUGAUUGGCAGUAGCAUUUUGCUGGACACUGCCUCUCAAAGUCCAGAAAAACGAAAUGAAUGCUCAGAGAUUAAAGAAGAAAAUACAAAAGAAAUAGAGUCAUCAGCAGUGGAAAAAUUUGUUUCUUCAGAUACUGAUUUUGAUACUUUUAUGGGGGAUACUCCAAGAUUAGAUACUAGUGCCCAUAAAGCAAAAGCUCAGCUUGCUCUGAAAGUAAAACGUCAGCCACCUUCUCGAUCAAAGCUAAAAGAAUCUCUUGGAACUGGACAGCAGAAAUCAGAUCUACAGGAUGAGGAUACAGAGGAUGCUAUCCACAAUAGAGAAAUUGGUACAGCAUGUCAAGUCAAGUCUUUAGAAGUAACAGAAAAGCUAACUUUAUCCCAGUUGAACGAUGCAGAUCAAAGGAUUGAAAAGUCUGAACCAGUGGAAAGCACAGAGAGUUUGUUAGAGUCAAGUCCUUCUGUUUCCACUCACUCUUCUCCAAUACACAAACCAAACAAUGAAAACAGCACGAGUACUACUCACUCUCCUCCUAGUGAUGAUGUAACUCCCAGUUCUCCUCAAGCAUAUUCCAAGAAUGUCAGGCACAGAGAAUCAAAAGGGAAAGGAAGAGAGGCUAAAGAUGACAAGAGAAAUGAAGACAAGACAGGAGAAACAAAUGAUGUUGCGUCAUCAGGAAAGGCCAAAAGGAGAUUUCCAGAUUUUGGAGGUUUACGGAAAUCUGGUGGUAAAGGCAAGAAACAAGAGAAGGAAAAUCCAAGGAGCUCUCUGGAUAGCCGAGGCUCCCGAGAGUUAUUGGAAGACUCUGGCAACAAUCAAUCUGCAUCAGAUUCAGACUCUCCUGUUCCUACUUGCAUACCUUUCUCUUGGUUUGGGGACAGUCACAAAGAGCCUCAGGUUUCCAGUAGCAGCCUAACCUUUUCUCAGAGUGGACAGGCCACUGUAUUCGAACAGGGUCAAGAGAAAAACAGAAGCAAGAGUAGAAUUGUCAUAGAUGAUUCAUACCAUAGCAGGCCAAGUUGUGAUCUGUCAGGGUUAGUGACCGAACCAAAUCUGUCAGGGCGUUCACACACUUUAACCUUCUCUUCAAAUGAGGCACUAGAUGAUGAUUGUGCAGCAACAGGAAAACAAAAUCAGUGGCACAGUAGACCAAUUUCAGAGUGGACAACCCAACAGGUAUGCCAUUGGUUGAUGGGGAUGAACAUGGAGCAAUAUAUUGCAGAGUUUACCGCCAAGAAUAUAGAUGGACAGCAAUUAAUGCUGCUUGACAGUGAUAAGCUAAAGGCUCUGGGCGUUUCCAGCCAAAAUGACCGAUCCACAAUAAAGAAGAAAAUUAAGGAUAUUAAAAAAACACAAGAAAAACUGGAAAAACAGAAAGAAAAAGGUCAAAAGAAGGAAAGAGAAGUUCGCAAGACUGGCAGAGUGGUAGCUGCUGUAGAAUCAAGCUGUUAA